Trichoplax adhaerens is the source of this 1212-nucleotide messenger RNA. RefSeq lists its product as uncharacterized. The record is from RefSeq and is a predicted model, not a curated record. The transcript has 6 exons. Gene Ontology annotation, biological process: signal transduction. NCBI's taxonomy places the organism in Eukaryota, Metazoa, Placozoa, Uniplacotomia, Trichoplacea, Trichoplacidae. Gene Ontology annotation, molecular function: oxidoreductase activity. The coding region runs from base 1 to 1212 and encodes 403 amino acids.
AUGGCAAGUAACGUGCCAGAGCACAAACAUCUGGACGUAAUGAUUAGCUAUAGCAGGGUUAACCAAAACGUUAUGAGAAAAUUGAAAGACUUUUUGAUUGAGAAUGGCUUAAAGGCCUUUCUGAUUAUCUUAAGUAAGAAUUCAGCUACAUCGAAGUAUUGUAGGGAUGAAUUGGCAUUAGCCUAUAUUUCUAACAAGCCAAUUAUUCCCGUAGCUCUCGAAAAGAAAAGUGAGAUUUUAUCUGUUCUUGAAUUUGGCAUGAAACUAACUUUAGCUUCUAUGGAAUGGAUAUCUUUAGCUGAUGAUAUGCAAUUUGAUCAGCAAUUAAGCAAAAUUAUAGCAGCUGUUAACACAUUCAUCUGCGAUACUGAUGUGAGUGAACAUAACAAUAACUCGGUAAAAAGCCAAGAUCGUUUAGUGAAUAGACAGAUUUCAAAACACAAGAAGUUAUUUCAUGACCAUGAAGAAAAAGACUUUAUCAGAGCUGGUGAAAAAUUUAUUGAAUUUUUAAAAGAUUAUUAUCGUAUGGAGGAUACAAUACCUUGGACACUUUUUGAACAAAAAUUUUAUGAAAUAAAUGGACCAGAAUUAGAAAAAUUGUGUAGUUUUGACAAUGAGGGUUGGUUGCUAGGAGUUUUAUAUCGUGAACUAGAGGUGCUUGAAGCAAAUGAAAAUGUUACUAAACAACAGUUGCUAGCAUUUACAGAUAAUAAUAUAGAUAUAUUUUGGGAAAACGUAGAAGAACAAGCGAUACAAAGCUAUGCAAUGAGAGAAGUAUUUAAUAUGGAUUCCUCUGUUAGAAUUCCAGCGAUUAUGAAUUUAUCAAAGAUUAAAAGCCCUGCAGUCAUGGAGGCAUUAUCUGAUCUGCUAACGGAUAAAGAUCCUAAUAUCCGAUCAGUCGCUGCCAUAUCACUUGGUCGACUUGGAGUGCAAAACAAUCUUAGAAUUACAAGAAGAUUGAUCAAUUUACUUAAUGACAGUGAUAGGCUUGUUCGAGAGGCUGGCUGUCUAGCUUUGGGACAUAUGAAAGCUCAACCCGCUGUUCGAAAGCUCGUUAAACUUUGGCGUAAUGAUACAAUUUCUCAUGUUCGUGAAGCAGCUCAAUGUGCACUAAAACGCAUAGGAGGUGAAGAAGCUGAGAAGGCCUUACAUAUUACCAAAGUUUUAACCGAAGAAAUAAGAGCAUUAACUACUAAAAAUAAUACCAACUAA